Molecule: messenger RNA, 459 nt
Organism: Magnolia sinica
Lineage: Eukaryota; Viridiplantae; Streptophyta; Magnoliopsida; Magnoliales; Magnoliaceae
Exons: 1
Coding region: 1-459 (152 amino acids)
Source: RefSeq, a predicted model, not a curated record
AUGCUCGAAUGCAAGUUAAUUGCCACACUUAUGGAGGCUAACGCCAGGCUAUGUUCGAAAGAAGGAAAAGACUUGGAAGAUGCAACUAUAUACCUACAAAUAGUUGGUAGUCUAAUCUACCUUACAUUAUCGCGACCAGAUAUAGCUUACGCAGUUGAAGCAGUACGUCGAAUACUGAGGUAUGUGAAGGGUACAAUAGACCUUGGUCUAUUGUACAAGAAAGGUGGAGCAUGCAAGAUAGUUGGGUACUGCGAUGCUGACUAUGGUGGUGAUCAUGACACACAACGAUCAACUACUGGAUACGUAUUCAACCUUGGCUCAGGAGCAAUCUCUUGGUGUAGCAAGAGACAACCUCCAGUAUCUUUAUCAACGACGGAGGCUGAAUACAGAGCAACGGCAAUGACAGCACAAGAAAGCACGUCUUAUGCAGUUAAUGAGGGAUCUUCAUCAACCAGAUGA